Molecule: messenger RNA, 393 nt
Organism: Dibothriocephalus latus
Lineage: Eukaryota; Metazoa; Platyhelminthes; Cestoda; Diphyllobothriidea; Diphyllobothriidae
Source: the annotation of a GenBank genome assembly
AUGGGAGAGCGUCAAGAGUGUCGCGAGUGCCAACGCGCUGCCGUUCUGGACACUAUAGCAGACGAGGAAAGGCAGGAAUUCAUCAGCUAUACGCAGGUCAUAGGAACAAAACGUGGAGAUGCAAAGAGAUCGUCACUCCUACAAAAGGUGGACGAGCGGAAAACACAAGCAAGGCAACCCGAAGAUACAGCUCGAUACGUACACAACUACUCCCCUAUGAUGCUUGAUAAAACAUCAGUUGAAGCUUUUUCUCUUGGUCCAAAGUUCUGCAUACCUACCCGAAAGAUUAAUCAGUUAGAAUUGGAAACCCAGUUCGAGAAUCUGCAUAACCAAACUUAUGAGCUAAAGCCUAUCUCUGCAGAAAGUGUCCAGCACUUAAAUCAACACUGGUGA